AUGGGCGGCUUCGCUCAAUGCUCUUGGCCCAUAUGGCGGGUAGAUGACUUCACCCUCUGCUUUCAAGUCGACCUCAGCCGCUCGGCGCUACGACUAUGCUGUACCGGAGCCUGCCGAAAACCACCACCCGCACAAUUGCCACCAAUAUCCGCGCUGCCUCCGCUAAUCAUUGCCUCUUACUUCUUCAGCUACCUCCGUGUUAUACUUCCUCUGCUCCUCGUCGCCCUGUCUGCCACCCGCAUCAUCUUUUUCAAUGUUGCUCGCAUUAUUGAGAACCGCAGGACUCAAGGCUAUGACGCAGUCCAAGAUGCCGACCCCCACGUCGUCGAUCAUACCGCCCUCCCGCCGGACCCCGACUCCGACUCCGAGCAAGACUUAGAGAUCCAUGGCGGUCGCCUCUCCAAGACAAUUUCUCGCGGUUCCGUGGUCCACGCUGAUCAGCCUCACGGCCAAUUGCUCUCCAACGUCGUCGAAACUUUGGCCGUCGUCGCCAUCGUCGCUCUCAACAUCACCGCCCUCAUCACCGGCACCGGCUCCUACGGUCAACGCGCUCGUCUGGCGGCCACGGCCAGCUUGAUUGUCUGGCUCUACACUUUCGCUCUCGUUUCUCUUCGCCUCUUCCUUGGUAACUCGAAAUGGAGGGUCCCUCACCUCUGGAACCAUACCGCCACCAUCUACACCGUCACCUGGGUCUGCUCCCUCGUCGUUUUCCGCUCCGCCCUGAUAAACCCGAGCUCGAACCUGGCCCAGGCCAUCGCCAUUGCUGAGUUUGCCUCAAUUACCCUUCUCUGGGGCAUGGCCAUCACCACCCGCAAGGGCAACAAGACCGUCCUGAUGGAAUGGGAGAACGGCUUGGAACCUUCCCGUGAACCGCUUGCCAGUCUCUUCUCGAUUGUUACCUUUUCUUGGGUCGACGACAUCGUCUGGGCCGGCUGGAAGACGCCGCUUGAGAUGAACGCCGUCUGGAACCUCUUACCCAGGGACAAGGCCGCCAACGUCAUUGCCGGCUACCGGUCCCUCAAGCAAACCGGAUCUCUCGUCGUCCACUUACUCAAGUACUUCCAGGGUCCUCUCACCGGCCAGUGUCUUCUUGCCGCGCUCGCCGGCGUUUUUACAUUUGCACCCACCAUGCUACUCAAAUACAUUCUCGAAUACGUCGAAAACCCCGAUGCCGCUCCGCGCAAUGUUAUUUGGCUCUUUGUCAUUCUCCUUCCCGUUCUCGACACCAUUCGCUCCAUUAGCGACAACAUCAGUCUCUGGACCGGCCGCAAAAUUUGCAUUCGCAUGCGCGCCAUCAUCAUCGGUGACGUCUACGCCAAGGCCCUUCGCCGCAAAGCCGCCGCUGGCGCCGAAAAGACCCUCGGAGAUUCCCCCGACGACGACACCGCCAAGGGCCCUGUUUCUACCAUCAGGCGAGCACUCGGGUUCAAGAGCAAGAAGAAGGCCCAGGACAAGGCCCAAGACAAGACCGCUGCCACCACCGACGAGCAAACGAAUCUUGGUACUAUCAUUAACCUCAUGUCGGUUGAUAGCUACAAAAUCUCCGAAACUACGGCCUAUCUGCACUUCCUUGUCGGGGCUGCACCCGUUCAGCUCGCCGUGUCCGUCUUCCUGCUCUGGCAGGUCAUGGGACUCAGCGCCAUUCCUGGCAUCAUCGUCAUGAUUUUCCUCGUUCCCGUCAAUUACCUCCUUGCCAAUGGCUUCAGCGUCACCUCCAAGAAAAUCAUGGCUGCCACCGACAAGCGAAUCCACGUCACCAACGAAGUCCUCCAAAAUAUUCGUAUCAUCAAGUACUUCGCCUGGGAGAAGCGCUUCGGCACCAUCAUUGACGAGAAGCGCGAAAACGAACUCAAGGCCAUGCGCUCCCGCUACGUCCUCUGGUCUGUCGCUGUCGCCAUCUGGAACUCGGUUCCUGUUCUCAUUACCUUCUUCUCUUUUGUCGUCUUUACGCUGGUCGAGAAAAGGCCUCUCUACCCCUCCAUCGCCUUCACCGCCAUUUCGCUCUUCAUGCUUCUGCGUAUCCCCUUGGAUAUGCUUGGUGACAUGUUUGCCCACGUCCAGGAAGCCAAGGUUUCGGUCGAGCGAGUCGAGGAAUUCUUACAAGAGGGCGAGACUGAAAAGUACGAGCAGCUCGGUACUGACAACGUUGAUGAGGAAGGUGUCAAGCGCAUCGGCUUCCGCGACACCACUCUCUCUUGGAGCAGCAAGGACAGCAAGACCGAGGACGGCCCCAGUGCUUUCCGCCUCUGGGACCUCAACAUCGACUUCCAAAUUGGCAAACUCAACAUCAUUGCUGGUCCGACUGGCUCCGGCAAGACCUCUCUUCUGAUGGGGCUGCUUGGUGAAAUGUCUUUGUAUAACGGCAAGGUAUUUUGCCCUGGUGGCCGCAGCCGCGACGAUGUCCGGCCCGACCCGGAAACCGGCCUCGCCGACACGAUUGCCUACGUUGCCCAGGCCGCUUGGCUCCUCAACGGCAGCAUCAAGACCAAUAUUUUGUUCGGCGCGCCUUACAAUGAGAAGCGCUACAACGACGUCAUUGUUGCGUGCGCCCUCGAGCGCGACCUCGACAUUCUCGACCACGGUGACGAGACUCUUGUUGGUGAAAAGGGCAUCACGCUCUCCGGUGGCCAAAAGCAGCGCAUCUCUCUCGCCCGCGCCGUCUAUUCCGACUCGGCCCACAUCCUCAUGGAUGAUUGUCUCUCUGCCGUUGACUCGCACACGGCUCACUGGAUCUUCCACCGCUGUCUCAAGGGCCCGCUCAUGGAGGACCGCACCUGCAUCCUCGUAACCCACAAUGUGCAGCUCUGCGCUCCCCAGUCCGAUUUCGUCGUCGUGCUCGACAACGGCCGUGUCAAGGCCCAGGGCGCAUCCGCCGAACUGAUUGCCACCGGCGAGCUCGGCGAGGACCUUCAAAAGUCCCGACCUGGCUCUGUCCUGACGUCUCGCGCGCCCUCUCGCGCCUCUAGUUUCGGCGAGACCACCGUCGUGGAGGGCACUCCCGACAGUCCAUACAAGCCCAAGGCCAAGAAGAAGGUCGCCCCUCAGGUGGAUCCCAUGGAUGAAGGCAAGGCUACCGGUGCCAUCAAGUGGCCCGUCGUGAAGCUCUAUCUCUUUUCCAUGGGCUCGUACUGGUUCUGGAUCAUCGCCCUGGUCGUCUUCCAGCUGCAGCAACUGGCACCUGUCGCCACCAAUGUCUGGGUCCGAGCUUGGGCUAACCAGUACGUCGAGGAAGACGUCCGCAGCGUCGCUUUUAGCUCUGCGAGUGCCUCUUACAAUAACCAGUUCCACCCCAAGGCCGCCUGGGCCACCAUCGCCAAGUUGAGCAACUUGCAAGUCGACCAGUCCCCUGCAUAUGCAGACGCCUACACAGUCGCAGGCCAGGUGCCAAUUAGUAUUGCUAAGCCGGCGCAUGAAGUUGAUGCAGUCUAUUACGUCUUUGGCCUUGCCUUCAUUGGUGCUCUUGGUGCUUUUACCGCCUUCGUUCGUGAUAUCUGGAUCUUCUUUGGCUCUCUGACUGCGUCUCGUCGUCUGCACAGCGCACUGCUGAGCUCUGUCAUGCGGGCUCGCUUCAAGUUUUUCGAUGUCACCCCUCUCGGUCAGAUUGUGAACCGCUUCAGCAAGGAUCUUGAAGCCGUUGAUCAGGACAUUGCCCCGACGGCCAUCGGUGUGCUCGCCUGCGCCCUGUCUCUGAUCGUGACUAUAGUUCUCAUUGCUGUGAUCACCCCCGCUUUCUUGUUUGCCGCCGUCUUCAUCGGCAUUCUCUUCUACGGCGUCUCCGUCCUUUACCUCCGUGCCUCGCGUGAUCUGAAACGCCUCGAAUCUGUGCAGCGCAGUCCCCUCUUCCAGCAGUUUGGCGAGACCCUCAGCGGCAUGACGACAAUCCGAGCCUAUGGCGUUGAGCGCCGCUUCAUCUUGGAGAACCUCGACAAGGUCAACACGUCAAACCGGCCCUUCAUCUAUCUCUGGGCCCUCAACAGGUGGUUGGCUUUCCGUGCCGACUUUAUCGGUAACAGUGUCUCGUUCUUUGCGGGCGUCUUUAUCAUUCUCAGCAUUGGCAAGAUCGACGCUGGUGCGGCGGGUAUCUCGCUUAGCUACGCCAUGAGCUUCACUGACAAUGUCUUAUGGCUGGUCCGGCAGUACGGCACAAACGAACAAAACAUGAACUCGAUGGAGCGAAUCAAGGAGUACCUCGAUGUUGAGCAGGAAGCCGACGCCAUUGUGGAGGACAACCGCCCGGCCGAAACCUGGCCGGAGAAGGGCGGCGUUGAGUUCAUCAACUACAGCACGCGGUACCGAGCCGACCUGGAGCCCGUUCUCCGUAGCAUCUCGCUCAAGAUCAACGCCAAGGAGAAGGUGGGCAUUGUUGGCCGCACUGGCGCGGGCAAGAGUUCGCUCACGCUUGCCUUGUUCCGCGCUCUCGAGGCUGACAGAGGCGAGAUUCUUGUCGAUGGUGUCAACAUUGGGGCCAUUGGUCUGCAAGAUCUACGUGAGAAGAUUACCAUUGUGCCGCAGGACCCGACUCUCUUCACCGGCACGCUGCGGUCCAACCUGGACCCGUUCGACCAAUACACGGACGGACAAAUCUUUGAGGCUCUGCGACGAGUGCACUUGAUUGGUGAGGAGGAUACCAGCGCACCUGCGACGCCAAUUUCUGCCGUUGCCAGCAACAAGAAUAUUUUCCGAGAUCUUUCCUCGCCAGUCGCGGAAUCCGGGUCGAAUCUUUCCCAGGGUCAGCGCCAGCUUCUCUGCCUGGCGCGCGCGAUGCUCAAGAAGCCCAAGGUGCUGGUUAUGGACGAGGCCACGGCUUCCAUCGACUACACGACCGACUCGAAGAUCCAGGAAACGAUACGCGAGAUGCGGGGUACCGUCAUCACGAUUGCCCAUCGGCUGCAGACCAUUGUCGACUACGACAAGGUGCUGGUGCUGGACAAGGGCGAGAUGAUUGAGUAUGCGCACCCGUGGGAGCUGAUCAGCAACCAAGACUCGCAAUUCCACAGCAUGUGCGAGUCGAGCGGCGAUCUGGAGAUCUUGAAGAAGGCAGCCAAGAAGAAGUGGGAUGCGGACCGCCUGGUGAGCACGGAGGCGCAAUGA
This is a messenger RNA of Cordyceps fumosorosea ARSEF 2679, 5091 nucleotides long. RefSeq names its product ATP-dependent bile acid permease. The transcript has 2 exons. Gene Ontology annotation, cellular component: fungal-type vacuole; fungal-type vacuole membrane. The record is from RefSeq and is a predicted model, not a curated record. Gene Ontology annotation, molecular function: ABC-type peptide transporter activity; ATP hydrolysis activity; ATP binding. Gene Ontology annotation, biological process: transmembrane transport. Lineage: Eukaryota; Fungi; Ascomycota; Sordariomycetes; Hypocreales; Cordycipitaceae. Bases 1 to 5091 code for a protein of 1696 amino acids.